Marchantia polymorpha subsp. ruderalis is the source of this 2376-nucleotide messenger RNA. NCBI's taxonomy places the organism in Eukaryota, Viridiplantae, Streptophyta, Marchantiopsida, Marchantiales, Marchantiaceae. The record is from the annotation of a GenBank genome assembly.
UCCUCUUCCCAUCCACCUGCACUGCUGAUGAAGGCCGCAAGAGAAGAAAUGCCAAGUGGAAGGGAUCUAAUGAAACACGCAAUUUUGCAGUACAAGUCGUGAUUGCUUCAUGAAAUGUACAGGCGGUUCAUAGAACAUCGAUGAAAGCCGCCACGUCCGAACAGAAGACGAGAGCUGGCCCGUACUGGAUGUAGCUUAGUCUUACUGUCGGCUCCGUGGGGGUGCUCCUGCAAUGAUCACUCAACAAUUCUUCGUUGACUUCCGAAGCUUGAGCCUCUCGAGGGCUCAAAUCUAGUCUAAACUCCUGCUGAUCGCAUUUGUAGCAUUUUAAAGAUAGGAGAUCGACGUAUACUUUAAGACCAGCUGCCUUCUGGGAAUGAGUUCAGUCUUACUUACCCAGUGCACGUGUGGUCAGCUACUUUGGGAUCAGGUCCUCAGUUUGUUUUUCUGCAGACAUGGCUGCGAUUGUUCUCAUAAUCUGGACUCUUCUGAUUUUGCUCAUCACAACGGCUGUAAGAAAAUUCAACAACUGGUGGUAUGAGCCGAAUGAAAAGUCUCUUGCUGCUCCCCUUCCACCAGGUGAUCUAGGCUGGCCAAUAUUUGGUCACAUGUACAGCUUCUUGCGGGCAUACACAUCUUCCAAUCCUAAUGCGUUUACAGAUUCCUACCUUGAGAAAUACGGAAAGUUGGGAUUGUACAAAACACACCUCUUCAGCCAGCCAACGAUAUUGACGACGUCAAGCGAUGCAUACAAAUGGGUCACUGCCCACGGAGACCAUUUUCUUCCAGGCUGGCCAGAUUCCUUCAAUAUGCUAUUCGGUUGUAACUCAAUUUCACUUUUGGCUGGGGACAAGCACAAGCGUAUGAAGAGGCUUACGGGUCCAUCUUUGCAAGGAACUGACACGCUAGCAAGGUUUGCACUGCAAAUAGCCGAAGAAGACGUCAGAGAGCUUGAGACCUGGGCCCGCGAGAAGGUGAUCAACACCUAUGAUGCCGUAACCAAGUUGAUAUUUGACAGGAUGAUGAAGAUUCUAAUCAGUUGCGAAGAACGAUCUGAGCUGGACGAAAUUGCCAGGAUUUUUUCCAAGUUUAUACUCGCAGUACGAGCUAUCCCGAUUAAUCUUCCGGGAACUGCACAUCACAAAGGCCUCAAGGCACGGCAGAGGCUACGUGAGAAGCUGACACCAGUCAUUUCUCGAAGACGAGCAGGUGAGCGUAAAGAUGAUGUUCUGCAACUGUGGAUGGAUCAAUCUGAUGACGAUGGACAACCGAUGACCGAUGAAGAACUCCUGGAUAUGAUCGGAGGCUAUAUGAUUGCUGGGCACACGGGCUCUGCUCUCAGUCUUACAUGGUUCAUGAUUUUUAUGAAUGAGCAUCCAGAAGUGCUCGAGAAAGUUCGGGUGGAAGCUCAAGAAGUCCGGAACACAAAACCCCCCGGAGAACCGCUGAGCUAUUUCGACACCCGGAGGUUGAAGUAUCUUCGUCAUGUACAUGACGAAAUUCUGCGCAUUGUGAAUAUUGCACCUUUCACCUUCCGAAAGGUGAAAGAAACGAGCACUAUCAAUGGUUUCACCAUCCCGAAAGGUUGGAGAGUGCAGCUGAUGUCUCGAGCUAUUCAUUACGACCCCGACAUUUACGCCAAUCCAUAUGUCUUCAAACCAGAUCGAUGGAUUGGUCGACUUCUCAAGCCAGGACAGUUCGCUGCUUUCGGUGAAGGUCAGAGGGCAUGUCCUGGCCAGCAGUUCGCAAGACUCAACGUUGUUAUCAUUGCCUACUACUUAGCUUUGGAUUACAAGUGGGAGCCUCUCAAAUCAACGUACAAAACCAAAUUUCUCCCCCAUCCGCAUCCGACAUGCGGGUACCCUGUAAAAUUCACUCGUCGUGUGUGCAGCUAAAUUCAAUGUCAUGCACUUCCUUCUAGAAGUAGAUAGAAAUCUUAGAAAGCUUCUUCGCUGCAUAGUGGACAAGCUUGAUAUCCUGUGGAUAGAGUCUACGUGUACAUUAGUCAGUCUUAGGUGGCGUGUCACUGAUUAUCUUCUCCUAAGAGCCCUUGGUGAAUGAUGUUUUGCGGGCUUCCAGACGACUAUAAUCUAGCGGUGUGUGAUGUAUUUCGGUACAUUGACAAAGUUCUCGUACUAGGUACCAUCUCUCCUUCGUCGAUUGUUGUCAGGUUUCCUGACUUACAAGUGCUCUAUGAUUCAUUUCCCGAUUCAUUUUAAGUGUCUGCCAUCGAGAAUGACAGUCAAGUGUUUAUAUAUAAUCUUCUUUCUAAGACUCACAAAAAGCUCUUGCCACGUGUUUCUUUGGUACGUUUGCUGCUAGCAUGGUGAAGAACGUUCGCCUAUUUGUGGCUUACAAAAUAACCAGAACAUCUCA